GCGUGGCUUUUGGCGAGCGCAGCCGCGGCCCGGCGCGCUGACGGCGGGUGCCCGUCCCCGAUAAGCGCUGCCCCCUUAUCGCAUCGCUCCCCUUUGAUGUCGCCGCCGGUUCCGCAGAAUCCUCGUGGCCCGCAGCACAAAGCGGCCCUUGAGGCUGCCGGAGGUGACAGAGGUGACAGAGGUGCCAAUGGAAAGCGGAGGUCGGCACAUCAGAGCCGGCGCUGCUCCCGGGAUAAAAGCGGGAGCCCGGGCCGCGCCGCGUCCCCGAGGAGUGCUCGGCACCAUGAAGUGGCUCCCGGUGGUCCUGGCGUGCCUGCAGCUGGCCCAGGGGGCGGUGAGGAUCAGCCUGAGGAAGGGCCUGUCCAUCCGGGACAGGAUGAGGGCAGCCGGGGUGCUGGAUGAUUUCCUGAAGCACAUUAAAUACGAUUCGGUGAAGGGACACCGGCCCAGGCAGGGCUCCGUGGUGAGGGAGCCCAUAACCAACCACCUGGACUCCUCCUAUUUUGGGGAGAUCAGCAUCGGGGAGCCCCCCCAAAAGUUUUUGGUGCUCUUCGACACCGGCUCCUCCAACCUGUGGGUGCCCUCCAAGGACUGCAAGAGUCCUGCUUGCUUCAACCACGCCAAGUUCAAGCCCGGGGACUCGGCCACCUUCUCCCCCGGGGAUGGCUCCCACACCGUGUCCUACGGCAGCGGCGCUGUCACCAUCGUGCCGGGCUCCGACACGCUCCGGAUCCAGAGCAUCACGGUCACAAACCAGGAGUUCGGGCUCAGCCAGGACGAGCCCACCCAGCCCUUUUACUUCGCGGAUUUCGACGGGAUCCUGGGCAUGGCCUUCCCCUCCCUGGCAGUGGGAGGGAUGGCCACGGCCCUGGAGGGGAUGCUGGACCAGGACCAGCUCGCUGAGCCCAUCUUCAGCUUUUACUUCUCACGCCAGCCCACCUACGAGUACGGGGGAGAGCUCAUCCUCGGGGGAGUGGACCCUCAGCUCUUCCAGGGGGACCUGACGUGGGCGCCGGUGACACAGGAGCUGUACUGGCAGGUGGCACUUGAGCAGUUUGCCGUGGGGCAGUCAGAGAGCGGCUGGUGCAGCCAGGGCUGCCAGGCCAUCGUGGACACGGGGACAUUCCUGCUGACUGUGCCCCAGGAGUACCUGGAGAGCAUCCUGGAGGCCCUGGGAGCCCAGGAGACCAGCUACGGGUACGCCGUGGACUGCAAUGACACCCAGAGCCUGCCCCCGCUCACCCUGGGCAUCGGCGGCGCUCAGCUCCCGCUCUCCCCCUCCGCCUACGUGCUGAACAGCAAUGGGUACUGCACGCUGGGCAUCGAGGUCACCUACCUGCCCCCGCAGGACGGGCAGCCCCUCUGGAUCCUGGGGGACGUGUUCCUGCGGGAAUACUACACCGUCUUCGACAUGGCCAACAACCGCGUGGGCUUCGCCCCCUCCGCCUAGAGGAGGGGGGAGGAAAUUCCAGCCCCUCUCCUGGCCCAUGGAAUGGCACAGCAUUCCCAGGGACUUCUGUGUUCUCCUGUGCCGCAGCAUCCCCAGGGACUUUUCUGUUCUUCCAGCCCCUGGAAUGCCACAACAUUCCCAGGGAAUUUUCUGCCCUCCUGUGCCACUC
Molecule: messenger RNA, 1619 nt
Organism: Prinia subflava (tawny-flanked prinia)
Lineage: Eukaryota; Metazoa; Chordata; Aves; Passeriformes; Cisticolidae
Gene: PGC
Product: progastricsin
Exons: 9
Coding region: 188-1450 (420 amino acids)
Biological process (GO): proteolysis
Molecular function (GO): aspartic-type endopeptidase activity
Source: RefSeq, a predicted model, not a curated record